AUGGCUAUCAUUGGCAAGCCAAUUUUUUACUCCCAAGGUCAAGUGGUACAUGAUGGAAAGUAUGGAAUCUUUCCAUUUGUUUAUGAGACAAUUGCAAAGAAAAAAAGCAAGAAUAGAGAAGCUGGAGCUGUGGAAAUUAAGGCAACACAAUAUGUAAACAAGGAAGCAAUAAGGGAAAUGCUGCUUCACAAUGUGAUUCCAGCAAUCAAAAGUAAAUGGCCAUCAGAUCUGUCCAAGGACAUUUUGAUUCAGUGGGAUAAUGCUCGAUCUCAUCAAAGCAUCCAGUACCAAUCAUUCCCUAAGAACUUGGGGGAACUCAUUGAGAAAGUGAAAGAGGCUUAUGACUCUUUUAAUCCAAUACUAAACAAGCACACAUGGAUAACACUACAAUGCUGCAUGGAAGAGAUACUGAAGCAUUUGGGUGGCAACAAUUUCUCCCCACCACACAAAGGGAAGAAAAGGCUGGAAAGACUAGGCCUGCUGCCUGAACAACAAGAGGUGGAGGGGGCUGUGGUUGAACAAGCUGUUGAACAUUUGAACACUUUAUUCAUACAAACAGGGGAAGUCAAUGAAGAAGAUGAAGGCAUGCAAGUUGAUGCAGAUUGA
Messenger RNA from Chenopodium quinoa (quinoa), 606 nucleotides. RefSeq lists its product as uncharacterized. Bases 1 to 606 code for a protein of 201 amino acids. Gene Ontology annotation, molecular function: nucleic acid binding. NCBI's taxonomy places the organism in Eukaryota, Viridiplantae, Streptophyta, Magnoliopsida, Caryophyllales, Amaranthaceae. The transcript has 2 exons. The record is from RefSeq and is a predicted model, not a curated record.